Messenger RNA from Cordyceps militaris CM01, 816 nucleotides. Its product is annotated as short chain dehydrogenase/reductase. NCBI's taxonomy places the organism in Eukaryota, Fungi, Ascomycota, Sordariomycetes, Hypocreales, Cordycipitaceae. The record is from RefSeq and is a predicted model, not a curated record. Gene Ontology annotation, molecular function: oxidoreductase activity. Bases 1 to 816 code for a protein of 271 amino acids. The transcript is spliced from 4 exons.
AUGGAUUCCUGCAGUCUCUUCACCGUCAAGGGCAAGAAUGUGCUCAUUACCGGAGGUGCCAAAGGCAUCGGUCGCAUGAUCACCCAAGGCUACGCCGAGUCCGGCGCCAACGUCUUCAUCACCGGACGCGACGCCAAAGCCUGCGAGUCCGUCGUCGCUGAACUGCAACCCGUCGUCGCCAAAGCCGGCGGCUCCGUGUUUGCCAUUACCGCCAACCUGCAAUCAUACGAAGAGUGCGAGCGCCUCGUAGCCGAGUUGACCACGGCGAUCGACCAAGCCGGGCGCGCCAGGGGCCUGCACGUGCUCGUCAACAACGCCGGCGCGGUCUGGGGCGCCGACAUUGACAGCUACCCGGACCACGCCUGGAACAAGGUGCUGACACUCGACCUGCAGCGCGUCUUUACGCUGUCGCAAAAGGCGCUGCCGCUACUCGAGCAAACAGCCACGGCCGAGGAUCCGGCGCGCCUGAUCCAUAUUGGCUCCAUUGACGGCAUUCGCACCCCCUCGACAGCCAACUUUGCCUACUCGGCGGCAAAGGCCGGCCUGCACCAGCUCUCGCGUCAUCUGGCCAGGGACCUUGGCCCCCGGUUCAUUACCAGUAAUGUCAUCGCUUGCGGGCCAUUCCCCAGCCACAUGAUGAAGGCAACGCUCGAGGCGGCAGGCGACUACAUCAGGAGUGAGGUACCCCUGCGGCGGGUGGGCAAACCCGAGGAUGCGGCGGGCGCGUGCAUCUACUUGUCGAGCAAAGCUGGUGCCUUUUGCACUGGCGCAACGAUUCGUGUCGAUGGUGGUGCGUCACAGGUGGCCAAGAUUUGA